This is a messenger RNA of Macrosiphum euphorbiae (potato aphid), 432 nucleotides long. NCBI's taxonomy places the organism in Eukaryota, Metazoa, Arthropoda, Insecta, Hemiptera, Aphididae. The record is from the annotation of a GenBank genome assembly.
AUGGUAAUAAGUAGCACAACAUUCCCCCAUAAGAAGAUCCACAAGGGAACAUGGAGAUCGCCGGAUGGUAAAACAAUUAAUCAAAUAGAUCAUGUACUUAUUCAAAGGAGGUUCCGGUCAUGUAUUGUAGAUGUAAGAAGCUAUAGGGGGGCAGAUUGUGAUACGGACCACUUUUUGCUGAUAUCAAAAUUUAAGAUAAUACUACAAGGUCACAACAGUGUAGGAAAAAGAAGGAACCAGUUUAGUGUAAAUUUAGAAGCGUUAAAGAAUAUAGAGAUUCAGAGUAAUUAUGCAACUAAAAUCAGCAAUCAGUUUAGAAACCUCCAAGAGCGAGAUAUCGAUUCAGAAUGGAACCAGGCCACAAAUAUUAUAAAGGAAGUAGCACAACAAACUAUAGGAAAAACUGAAAGCAAAAAGAAUAAGAAAAAAUGA